This is a messenger RNA of Salmo salar (Atlantic salmon), 8589 nucleotides long. RefSeq names its product plexin-B1. Gene Ontology annotation, molecular function: semaphorin receptor activity; protein binding. NCBI's taxonomy places the organism in Eukaryota, Metazoa, Chordata, Actinopteri, Salmoniformes, Salmonidae. Gene Ontology annotation, cellular component: semaphorin receptor complex; plasma membrane. Gene Ontology annotation, biological process: axon extension; regulation of cell migration; regulation of cell shape. The record is from RefSeq and is a predicted model, not a curated record.
UUAUUUAUUAUUAUUUAGCAUGAAAGCUAUUUGUAAAAAUUCGACAAAAUGUAGGCCUAUGUCAUACAUUUACUGCGUUAUCAAACCCCAAAAACAGAAGAUGCCCACUUGUUAUGCCUAAAAAGGAUUCUGCCACUCAGCUGGAGCUUGUUCGUUGUGGUAACUGUUCCUCUGAACUCCUCGUGCGCACAGCCAGGCGGAUGGUCAGCUGUGGGGAUCCUUAAAGACACGACGAAUGUACCCACACAACAACGGACGAAGUGCUGCCAGGUAAAGAAUAGGAAGGAGCAACUGAGUAAAACAAACGCACGCACUUGGAUUAAGUGGAGGUAACGGUCCUCCUUUUGGACAGAACAGAGACACUUUUUCUCGCUAUUUAAGGUGGAGUGAACAAGAAUGGUUUAUGUUUGUGGAUGAGGAGGAGACUUGAACUUAACGUCGGACACAAAUGAAUAUUUGCCAUGCGACUUGGGAUGUCUCUGAUCUCAGCCCUGCUCGUCUUCCUCCUGGUCACCACCACAUGCUCCCUCGCUGUCUGCACUUAUCCCCGCUUCUCCAGAAAUGACUCUUCAUUUGAGCACCUGGUCCUGCACCCAGACCCCUCUGUAGGUACGGUCUACGUGGGGGCCAGGGACCAUCUCUUCCAACUGGACGGGUUGGACGGCCUGCGUCUGGAGCAGGAGGAGAGGACCGGUCCAGUGACUGAUAGUAAGGAGUGUCUUCCCCCUGUCACAGAGGCCAACUGCCCCCAGGCCCGGCAUACCUCCAACCACAACAAGCUGCUCCUGGUGGACCCCUCAGCCAUGGAGCUCAUCACCUGUGGUAACGUCCACCAAGGCACCUGCCAGAAGCGCAGCCUAACCUCUGUGAAGGAGGUGCUGUUCUCCACAGAGAGACCGGUGGAUACCCAGUACGUGGCGGCCAACGACCCGGUGGUGUCCACCGUGGGGCUGGUGGUGGGGCCCCGAGGCGAGGAGCGGGCCGUGCUCUAUGUGGGCCGUGGUUACACAAGCAGCCAUCCGCCCAUCUCCACACGCCAUCUGGCCCACGAGCCUGUGUUCUCAUAUGACGAGACCGCCAAGCUGGCCGUGGCAGAAAGGCUUUCGGAGUACGACCACCAUUUUGUAGCUGCCUUCGCUCGGCUUGGGCAUGUGUACUUCUUGUUCUAUCGCCGUGACAUUAAGGCUGUGACGCGGGAAUACCGUACGUAUGCUGCCCGCAUGUGUCUGGAUGACACCUCCUACUACUCCUAUGUAGAGGUACCCCUGGUGUGUCACACUACCUCCUCCCCAGAGAGGAACUACAACCUUCUGCAGGCGGCCCAGGUGGGUCAGGGGGGCGGCAAAGAGGGGGAGAAACUGCUUGGGGUCUUCUCCACCCAGGCCAGCUCCUCCAACGGGCCCUCAGAUGACUCGGCUCUGUGUGUGUACCCCCUGGACGAGCUGGACAGACACAUCGACUCCACACGAGACCUGUGCUACACGCAGGAUGGCCGGGUGGAGGGAGGAGGGGAGGUGGCCUACAUCGAGUACGAGGUCAAGUCCAGCUGUGCCAACUUACCCACGAACACCCUGAAGGCUUAUCCCUGUGGCUCUGACCAUACCCCCAGUCCAAUGGCCAGCAGGGUGCCCAUAGAAGCUGAGGCGGUAUUGGACAGCCCGUCCGCCCGUCUUACUGCUGUGGCUGUCAGUGUGAGGGCGGGGCACACAAUUGCCUUUUUAGGAGACUCUAAAGGGAAUUUGCACAAGGUGUUCCUCGGCUCUGGAGGUAGGGUGGAGAAGUACUCCUCCAUACUCAUCCAGCCCAACUCACCCAUCAGCAGUGACCUCCUCCUGGACCAGAUGGAGACGCACAUCUACAUCAUGACCAGCACAAUGGUGGAGAAGCGGCCGGUGGCAGAGUGUGGAGAUCACCUGGACUGUCAGUCCUGUGUCUCAGCCCGAGAGCCGUACUGUGGCUGGUGUGUUCUGGAGGGCAGGUGUGGCCAGCGUUCCCAGUGCAGUCGGGGGGCUCUGCAGGGCCAGUGGCUGUGGAGCUUUGACCAGCAGCAGCAGUGUCUCAGUAUCCAAUCCCUGAGCCUGUAUAACAUCAGCCUUGGAGUGGAGACAGACAUUGCUGUGUCAGUGAAGGGGUUGCCCAGUCUAGUGGAAGGCGAAGCAUACAAAUGUUUCUACCAGGAUGUGGAAAGUCCUGCCAACGUCACAGACACUGGUGUGACCUGCUCUACCCCCGACGCCAGCAGGCUGCCUCUUAUUGGCCAAGGAGAAGACUCCGUCACCGUCCCUCUGUCCCUUCGCUUCCUCAAUGUGACAGUGGCUGCUUGGGAGUUCACCUUCUUUGACUGUGGCGUGGUCCAACAGCUCUCUGGAGGCAUGCCGUGCAGAGGGUGUGUGAGCAGUCGCUGGGGCUGUAACUGGUGUAUUCACCAGCACUUUUGCACCUGGAACAUUUCCUGUGAUGAGGGAGUCACAAUUUACAACAAACACUUGAAACCACCAACAGCCACUCCCCCAGCAACCAAACAAUCUGAUACUGUAACUCCAACUGUCCUGGCUGCUCCAACACUCCCAUACACAGAGGUAUCUGAUAGGACCACUCUCCCAGUCCCAGCCAGCAUGGGGGUGCCCUUAGCCACUCCCCCCACCACACCUUUAACCACACUGGCCACCCAGGCUACGACUGCACUGAAAGUGACAGCCAGUCUGCAGGCAGGGGCCAUCGCAGAAGAGACCAAAGUGGAGGGAGAUGGAGACGGGAGUCUCCCCAGGACUACUGGUGGAACAGAGCAGACAACAGUCACCAGGGUUGAGCUGCUAGACUGGCCCGAGGCUCUAGAGACUGUGUUUCCUAGUAGUACUGCUGGACUGACUGGCCUCACUGGGACGGAGCCCUCAUCCCCUGACACCACCUCAACCAUCUCCAGUGGUGUCCCCCUGUUAGUGGACCUGCCCACUGGCUCUGACAGGGAUGAGAUCCCCCUGGCCCCCUUCCAAGGUACAGCCUCACCCCCCUGGACCAGGGAAUGGGACAAGGGGGAGGGAAAGACCGAGACAAAGAUGGAACCUGCAACAUCCUCUGCCACAGUACCCUCUGGAGUUGAUGACUCAAACCAGCCCUCUCAAUCAUUUACCCUCACACCUGACCCUGAGUCUUCACCAGACUACCAGUCUGACUCCUUUGCUCUGCAGGACUGCCCGUGUGUGGAGAAGGUCCAGGGCCCCUCUCUACUUCCUGUUAAUGUGGAGCGGAAGAUCACUCUGGUGGGGCGCCACCUUCACCUCUUCCAGGAUGAGGAUCUGGACUAUGAGUGUGUCCUGACCAUCGAGGGGCGGUCAGUGGUGGUGGACGCGGACGUGGAGACAGAGGACACCCAGCCCUCUCUCUACAUCAUCACCUGCCAGCUACACCAGUAUGCCUAUACUGCCUCUGCGGAGGAGUACGAUGCCGUGAUCAAUGUGAGGAGGAGAGACACCUUUCAGAUUGAUAGUGCUGACGACCUUCAUGUGACGUUGUUUAACUGCUCUGUGGGCCGGUCAGACUGCAGCCGGUGUCGUACGGCUCAUCAGAAGUACGGCUGUGUGUGGUGCGGUGGAGCUCGCUCCAGAUGCAGUUACCGGGACUCCUGCGCUGGCGAUAUCAAGCAGUCCUGCCCGGGACCCGUCAUCCACUUUAUGGAGCCUAUCUCUGGACCAGUAGAUGGUGGUACUGUGGUGACCAUCUCAGGCUCCAAUCUGGGACAGAAAGCUGAAGACAUCCAGAACUCUGUCACUAUAGCUGGUGUCCCCUGCACGGUCAUCAACAGCAGAUAUGAGAUCUCCUCAAGGAUUGUGUGUGAGACCACAGCCAGUGGGGGACAGAAGAGUGGCCAGGCCUCAGUCGAGGUAAGAGGAGGAGGACUUGGAUUCUCCGGUCAAAGGUUCAGCUUCCAGGACCCAGUUCUGAUGGAGAUAGCCCCUCAGAAGGGGCCCAAGGCUGGGGGCUCUGCGUUGACCGUAAUGGGCCAGAGCCUGAAGACUGGACACCUCAGUGAGGUCAGCGUGCUGAUUGGAGGAGUCCCAUGCCUCAUCUCCUCGGAGGUCAUGGAUGACCAGAUUACAUGUAUGACUGGUGGCAGCAACAGAACCGGAGCGCAUAGAAUCACUGUCCGAUUUGGUAGAGCAGUGCGCCAUCUAGAGGGAGAUGUUUACUAUUACACCUCAGACCCUAACGUAACCAUGGCUACACCCUCCAAAAGCUUUCUCAGUGGUGGAAGACUGAUACAUGUGUCCGGACAAAACCUGGAUGUAGUGCAGGAGCCCAGAAUCCGGGUGACCCUUAGUCCUCUGGAGUCCCUCUCUCCGAGGAAGAAGAGGAGGAUGAGGAGGAGCAGCAGAGAUGGAGAGAGUAGAGUGAGAUGUAAAGAUAUCCCACUCAAGAGGCAAAGACGGAUAGUUCCUGAGCCAGACUGUCCUGAAGACAUGCUCUGUGUUGUCAAACAGUUUGAGACGCGCUGUGCCGUGAGCAGCUCCUCUCUGAUGCUGUGCCCUACGCCUGCCGUGGGGACGAAGGCCCACAAUGCCCGGGUAAAAGUGGACUUCCUACUGGAUAACCUGCACUUUGACUUCAGCGCUGUGGGCAGUGGGGCUUUCAGUUAUGAGCUCAACCCCAUCCUAAUCCCACUGAACCAGAAUGACCCCAGCAAACCCUACCAGCACAAACCUGGCAGCAUCAUCUCUGUGGAGGGGGAGAACCUGGACCUGGCCAUCUUUAAGGAGGAGGUGGUGGCUCUGAUCGGGGAUGGGGUGUGCUCGGUGAAGACCUUGACCCAUAACCACCUCUACUGUGAGCCUCCAUCCCAGCAGCCCUCAGUGAUGGCCAGCAAGAAGCAGGAGGGCAUGGAUUCUCUCCCCGAGUUCACUGUCCAGAUGGGCAACCUGAACUUCUCCCUGGGCAGAGUGCAGUAUGACACCCAGGUCCAGUCGACCUUCCCCCUGGAGGCCCAGGUGGGCGUGGGGGUGGGGGCCUCCAUCGUAGCCCUCAUCGUCCUCGUGAUAGUGCUCAUAUACAGGAGGAAGAGCAAACAGGCUGUGAGGGACUACAAGAAUGUCCAGAUUCAGCUGGAGAAUCUGGAGACCAGUGUGAGAGACCGCUGCAAGAAGGAGUUCACAGACCUGAUGACUGAAAUGAUGGACUGUUCCAGUGACCUGGUGGGUUCUGGUAUCCCCUUCCUGGACUACAGGGUGUAUGCAGAGCGCAUUUUCUUCCCUGGCCACCGGGAGUCGCCACUGAGGCGAGAUUUGGACGUGCCGGAGUGCCGUAGACAGACGGUGGAGCAGGGGCUGGUUCAGUUGUCCAACCUCCUCAACAGCAAACUAUUCCUCACCACGUUCAUCCACACCCUGGAGGUGCAGCGGACCUUCUCGCCUCGGGACCGGGCUUACGUGGCCUCCCUGCUUACCGUGGCCCUGCAUGGGAAGCUGGAGUACUUCACUGACAUCCUGAAGACUCUGCUCAACGACCUGGUGGUGCAGUACAUGGCCAAGAACCCCAGACUGAUGCUCCGAAGAACUGAGUCAGUGGUGGAGAAGCUGCUGACCAACUGGAUGUCCAUGUGUCUGUUUACCUUCCUGAGGGACACUGCAGGGGAAUCCUUCUACAUGCUAUUCAGAGCCAUUAAACACCAGGUGGACAAGGGACCGGUGGACGUCGUGACAGGAAAGGCCAAGUAUACACUCAACGACAACAGGCUGCUCCGCGAGGACAUAGAUUACAAAACCCUGACGCUGAAUGUCCUCAUGCCAGCGACAGGCAACGGUGGCGUGCCCCAGACGGCUCCUGCCAAGGUGCUGGACUGUGACACCAUAACCCAGGUGAAGGAGAAGCUCCUGGAACAAGCAUGGAAGGGCAUGUCCUUCUCCCAGAGACCCCACACAGACUCUCUCCACCUGGAGUGGCGUGCGGGCACGGCAGGUCACCUGAUCCUGUCUGACGAGGACCUGACGUCGGUGGUGCAGGGCUCCUGGAAACGCCUCAACACCCUGCACCAUUACAAGGUUCCGGAUGGAGCCACUGUUGCACUGGUACCCCGGAACACUAAACACGUCCACAAUGACAGCCAUGAUUACAUUCCUGGAGAGAAGACACCCAUGUUGGACGAUGGGGACGAGGGAGGCAUGAAGCUCUGGCAUCUGGUGAAAGCCAACGAGGAGCCAGACGUUCCCAAACACAGGCGUGGCAGCCUGAAGGAGAGAGAGAGGGCCAAAGCCAUCCCUGAGAUCUACCUCACCCGCCUACUCUCCAUGAAGGGCACACUGCAGAAGUUUGUGGAUGACUUGUUCACAGUGAUCCUGAGCACUAACCAGACAGUUCCCACGGCUGUCAAGUACUUCUUUGACCUGCUGGAUGAGCAGGCUCUGCAACACAACAUCACAGACUCUGAGACCAUCCACAUCUGGAAGACUAACAGUUUACCCCUGAGGUUCUGGAUUAACAUCCUGAAGAACCCUCAGAUCAUCUUUGACGUUCAGGCAUCAGACCACGUGGACGCUGUGUUGUCUGUCAUAGCCCAGACCUUCAUGGACUCCUGUACCAUUGCAGAGCACAAGCUGGGCAGGGACUCUCCUAUCAACAAGUUGCUGUAUGCCAGAGAUAUCCCACGGUACAAGCAGAUGGUAGAGAGAUACUAUGCUGACAUCAAGCAGACCAUUUCUGCCAGUGACCAGGAAAUGAAUUCUGCACUUGCAGAACUGUCUCGAAAUUAUGCUGGCGAGGUGAACUACCUUGUGGCCCUGCAUGAGCUGUACAAGUACAUCAACAAGUACUAUGAUCAGAUCAUCACUGCUCUAGAGGAGGACUCUACAGCUCAGAAGAUGCAGCUGGGAUACAGGCUCCAGCAGAUCUCGGCUGCCGUGGAGAAUAAAGUCACUGACCUAUGAUGACAGAGUGGCCCUGAGACAGAGGACAGGCCACAACACUGAGAUGACAGAGUGGCCCUGAGACAGGGGACAGGCCGCGACACUGAGGAGAAGACAACUGCUGAGAUGAAUAGUCCCAAAUGAAAGAAAUGUGUGAAAAGGAGGAAGACACAGUGAAAGGAACAUGCAUGGUAGAAUUUCAUACAGGGUGUGAUUUCAUACAGGCUGAGAUGUUCCUCUCUUUUUGGCAGACUGAAGGAAGGGAAGAAGGAAGAUGGUUGAGGGGCGCUCAAUAGCCACGUCCUCGUGAAGUUCCUGAUCAUAGAUUCUCUUGAUGAGCUGCACAGGACAUUUCCAUGGCAACCUGACUACAUUUUCCCUCUACUGCUCAGUGUGUAGAUACAUAGACAUUAUUCUGAGUAAGUAAGCAAAGCCGUGUUGAACUCUCUGCAUGGCUGCAGAGUGAGUCUCUGUAACAGGAAGUCAGUCUUACUGGGGGGAAAUGGAUUUAUGAAGCUUACAGCACUGGAGAGAACUGAAUAGCAGUUAGUGCAUUGACGCUAUUGUCAUUGAAUGCUCCCUGUUUCCUUGAAUCACGUUUUCUAAGUCUUACUUUUUAUUAUAUAGUUAACCUUUACAGACAUUGUGUAAUGUUUCCGACAAGUUCAAUGAGAGGUAGUAUUGUUUUCACUCCUCUUCACUCCCAUCAGUGUUUUAUGGCUAUACACAAAUGUAAGUGUUUCUGCUUCAUGUAGUAACUUUGCCCCUACUGGUCACCCAGCUUUGGAAUUCUGUAUGAUUUGAAUGUUCCUUGCCAAUAUCAUGUAUAAUCUAGGCUACAAGUAAUUGUUGUGCAUGCGAAAAAGGCAGUUCUAUGUUUCCCAAUAACUACAGUAGUCAAACUGAUUGUGUCUGACCUAAUGCUGAGAUUAUGAUAGACAUCUCUACCCUAAACCUCCAGAGACAAAUCUCAGCUACUUAAUGUUUUAUCCCCAGCACUGUGCCAGAUUAUACUACACAUUAUCUUUCAAUAGCAGACCAGAAGGUGCCCUCACAGCUUUCGUGAGCAGCAGGAGGUAGUAAUAAAACACAACAAUUCAUAGAACUAAAUGUGGUGGAACAGUUCAGAAAAUGCCUGGUUAUCAAGCAACAUUUUUGAUUUAGUUCAUUCUGACAUUUUGAUUAUUCAACUAUCUGUAUAGUUGUAAUCUUUGGUAGACAGACUACAUAACAUAAAUGAUAUGUUAAUGUCUGUCGAAAGACUGGAAUGGGACAACUAACAAGCAACAGUUGUUCCGGCUCGCAGGUUUUUCGUCACUGGUUAUUUGAACAAAUCACGAUUUAGCAGGGUGUAAGCAUCUUUUGAAAUUCAAAAGGGCAGGGGACAUUUGGCCCAUAGAUUUGACCGAAACUUGCAGAGUGAGUGGGGUGGAGCUACCGCCCUGCAUCCUCUCCUUGUUUAAGUAUCCUUUCUCAUACAGUACUUUAUGAAAGUAUUCACACCCCUUGAUUUUUUUCCAGGUUUUGUUGUUACUUUUUCCACAUAUUGUUGUGUUACAGCCUGAAUAUACCCCAUAAUGUCAAAGUGGAGUUAUGUUUUUCGAAAGUUGAAAUGUCUUGAGUUGAUAAUUAUUGAACCCCUUUGUUAUGACAAGGCUAAAUAAGUUCAGAAGUAAACAUUUACUUAUAAAAGUCA